AUGUCCAAAAGACACGCCACAGAGGCGCUGGAAGACCUCGCGGGCAUAGGCUCGCCCGCGUCCAAGAAAUCGAGACUCGACGACCCUCGGAGCGGCAGCUCCAGCAUCCACGAGAAUGGAGAUCUCGGCGUGGCGGAAGGGCGGCAAAGGAACGGCACGUCUCGUCUGGGUACAGCAGCGCAGCGGGAUAUAGAAGGCGACGACGACGACGACGGCUUUGACGACGAGCCUGAAGAGAGGGCGCCGAUCCGGCAAGCGGCGCCGACGGAGGGCUACGACGACCUCUACCUCGACACCAUCGACCGCAACGUGCUCGACUUUGACUUUGAGAAGCUGUGCUCCGUGUCCCUGUCCAACAUCAACGUCUACGCCUGCCUGGUCUGCGGGCGCUACUACCAGGGCCGGGGCCCCAAGUCCCACGCCUACUUCCACGCGCUCGACGAGGGCCACCACGUCUUUAUCAACAUGGAGACGCAAAAGGUGUACGUGCUGCCGGAGGGCUACGAGGUCAAGAGCAGGUCGCUGGACGACAUCAAGUACGUGUCGGACCCGCGCUACACGAGGGAGGAGGUCGCGGAGCUGGACAGGAAACCCAAGACGGCGUUCACGAUCGGCGGCAAGGAGUACACGCCCGGGUUCGUGGGCAUGAACAACAUCAAGGAGAACGACUACCUCAACGUCGUGGUGCAGGCGCUGUCGCACGUGCCGCCGCUGCGCAACUUCUUCCUGCUCGAGGACUUCAGCUCGUCCCCGGAGCUCGUCAAGCGCUGCAGCAUCCUCUUCCGCAAGAUCUGGAACCCGCGGGCCUUCAAGGCGCACGUCUCGCCGCACGAGCUGCUGCAGGAGGUCUCGCUGCGGUCCAACAAGCGCUUCACGCUGACGGCGCAGUCGGACCCCGUCGAGUUCCUCUCGUGGUUCCUCAACAACCUGCACCUCGGGCUGGGCGGCAGCAAGACCAAGCCCGGCAGCUCGAUGAUCCAGCGCGUCUUCCAGGGCAAGCUCAAGGUCGAGUCGCAGGCCAUCACCGCCAAGGCCGACGCCGGCGACCGCCUGCGCUUCGAGGAGGCCGCCGAGGUCAAGGUCGACGUCUCGCGCUUCCUCCUCCUCACCCUCGACCUGCCCCCCGCCCCGCUCUUCCAGGACGAGCUCGAGGGCAACAUCAUCCCGCAGGUCGCCCUGACGACCAUCAUGUCCAAGUACGACGGCGUCUCGGCGCAGGAGCACCUCGCCCACCGGCGCCGCUACCGCCUGCUGCACCCCCUGCCGCCCUACCUCGUCCUGCACGUCAAGCGCUUCAGCCAGAACAAGUUUGUCAGCGAGCGCAACCCCACCAUCGUCACGUUCGACGCGCGCGGCCUCGACGUGGCGCCCUACGUCGAGCCGGACCCGGCGCACCACCGCGACCCGGGGGAGCCCAUCUGGUACGACCUCGUGGCCAACGUGGUGCACGAGGCGGUGCGGGCGCGCGACGACGUCGGCGACUCGGCCGAGGAGCGCAAGACGUGGAAGGUGCAGCUGCGGGACCGCGCGCGGGGCGACGAGUGGGUCGUCGCGCAGGACCUCUUUGUCGACAAGAUCCAGAACGAGCUGCUCUACCUGGGCGAGACGUACCUGCAGGUGUGGGAGAGGAGGCGGGCGCCGCCCGGCCCCGGCAAGGGCAAGGGCAAGGGGAGGUGA
This is a messenger RNA of Thyridium curvatum, 1677 nucleotides long. RefSeq lists its product as uncharacterized. Bases 1 to 1677 code for a protein of 558 amino acids. Gene Ontology annotation, molecular function: cysteine-type deubiquitinase activity; zinc ion binding. The record is from RefSeq and is a predicted model, not a curated record. Lineage: Eukaryota; Fungi; Ascomycota; Sordariomycetes; Thyridiales; Thyridiaceae. The transcript has a single exon. Gene Ontology annotation, biological process: mRNA processing; protein deubiquitination; spliceosomal complex assembly.